Messenger RNA from Debaryomyces tyrocola, 420 nucleotides. Lineage: Eukaryota; Fungi; Ascomycota; Pichiomycetes; Serinales; Debaryomycetaceae. The record is from the annotation of a GenBank genome assembly.
AUGUUAAAUCUAUGCACAGGAUGUCUGUUAUUAAAUUGCGGAUUUAUGACAAUUACUUAUAUUGGCUUUUAUAGGGCAUGCAAAGCUCAAAAUAUCGACAGAAACUCUCUACCAUACGCUUCUUGGGGACAACCUUACUCCAUUUAUGUGGCAGCCUUCUUUAUAUGGAUAGUUGUCAUUAUCUUGGGAUACAGUGUAUUUAUCCCAGGCAUGUGGUCGAUGGAUAAUUUUUUAUUUUCGUAUGUAUUAAUAUUUAUUAAUGCUUCCAUCUACCUUUUUUGGAAAUUUUGCAAAAAAACAAAAUUUAUCAAGCCUAGUGAAGCAGACUUAAUUACUGGAAUUAAUAAAGAAAUUGAAGAGCAUGAAUAUAACUAUCAUUCACAAUAUGGACAUAACGAAGCAGCAAAUAACUGGAUUUAA